CGUCUGUAAAGCUGUCUGCUAAAAGAUAGAGGGCGCUACUAAAACGAUUUGGUUUGAGGCUAAAAUGCAGGUGCGCCGAUCUCAAAACGAGGCUUAUUUACUUGUGUUUUUACGUUGCUAAUCACGACAGGUGAGAAAUUUUUUGUUUACAAGUAGAAUAUUAUCGAAUUCCACGAGUUUUAUGAGAUAAAACAUCGUAUUCACGAAAGGAUUAAACUUCAAGAAUACAUUUUCGUUGAAAUAAGGAGAAAGGAUGUCCUCGGGGUCGUAUUUUCGGCGAAUUGCCGAUGGGGACACCAGUGGUUUUCCUUCAAUUCGAAGCAGGGGAAGUGCUUUGGAUAAUGAGAUCAAUGGAGACAGGCAUGUGAGAUUUGGAAGUGCCCCAGCACUGCACAGGGCCAGGGCAGAGAGCCCUACUAUUUAUAGAAAUGGAAACAGACCUGACUCUCCAUCAUCAAGUCGCAGACUUUCUGAGAUGCAGGAUCAAAUGAGAAUGUUCAAAGAAGAACUGAGCAAGAAAGAUGCCUUAAUUACUCAACUUUCAAGUGUAAAUACAUCAAUUAACACAGGCCUGAAUGGUUCAAGAGGAAUAGAUGCAUUGAAGGCAGAGGCACUAUUGAAUGUAGACCGCCACGUUGCAGACAGUGCACGCAGCGAGGUUGCCACACUUCAUGUUAAAGUUGAACACCUUCAGAAGCAACUUCGUGAUGCUGCAUCUGAACUUGAUAACAAAGACAGCGAAAUCAGGAGUCUCCGUAAUGAGAAUUCAGACCUUCGGGAAGGUGACGUUAGGAAUAAAACCCUCAUCCAAACUCUCCAAGACCGAUUGGCUGCCGUUGAAGCCGCUGCAGGUAACCUUGAAGGUGCAUCAAAUCGCAGUGAGAUAACAAUAACAUCUCUACAGCGAGAAAACAAUGAGGCAAAGGAGAGAAUCCUUGAGUUGGAAGGAAGAGUUAGGACACAUCUUGAAGAGCGUGAAAUAGCAGAACAAGAUAGGAAUACCUGGGAGAAGAAGUACUCUGAUUUGGUCGCCUCUUUUAGCUCUGUGUUAAGAGUUGAUGAAAUCACUGGGUUCGUCCCUGCUUCUCCUGACACAAUGGUUUCAAAGCUUUCUGAGAUAGUCCAGGAAAAUGCCAUACUCAAAGGCAAAAUGGUCACCCUCCAAGAAGCCCUCCAAAACACUGAACUUGAGACGAAAGCUAGUCGGGAAACCAUAAUGAGGCUUGUGUCAGAAGUCGGCCGUGAACAAAAAACUUACAAACAUAUCAACUCUGAUGUCACCAAUAUGAGAGUGGAACUUGAUAAUGCAUUGGCGUCCCGAAUUGACCUAGAACGGGAAAUUGAAGCUCUGAAUGAACGACUUGAAGCAAGUCAAAGAGCAUGGCGUAACGCUAGAGAUCAACUCGAACAUCGAGAUCUAAAUAUGUCUACACUAGAUCGAGAGAUCAAAGAAAAAGACUACAGGGCUCGUGAUGCUUUCACACAGUUGACGUCUCUGAAGGAAUCUUUGGUGUCCAUAUUGGGUGAUCGUUAUGGACAUGGGCAUGGGGCCCCAUGUGAAGAUGUAAUUAAAGAUAGAAUUAGGAGUCUUGUUACAUCAGCAAGAGAUAAAGAUGCUAACAUUGACAUGCUAGAACAAAAGGUCCGUAAUUUAACAGAGCAAUUGGAGAGACAGAUUGAAAUGCAGAGAUCAGCGGAACGUAAAAUCCGUCAUGCCCAAAAUGAUGCUGCAGAUAUGGAAGACAGACUCCAUCAUGCAGAGAAUGAUAUUGCAGCCACAGAUGCACUCAAGGAUGGGUUGAGAACUGACAAACAUAGGUACUUAAAAUUCAUGGAGAGAGUUGCGAGUGCAAUGAAAGUCGACACAAUCUCAGCUGAUGUUGGAUUUGACAUGAGCGGUGAUGCAAUCAUCGCCAGGGCAGAACAGCUUCAGCGCAUGGAGAUGGAUGCCCUUGCAGAUAAAACCACACAUGUGUAUAACCUACAGAGGAAGAUCAAGAGCUUCAAGGAUCAACUUGAGAGCAAAGACCUACAUAACGAUCUUCUACGCAAGAAAAUUCAACAGUUGGAAGAAAGGGUCAUGGGACGGUCAGAGCUAGAACGGGAAAAAGAUGAUGAAAGUCUGCGAUCGAGAAAAUUGGAGAAACUAGUGGAGAAAUACAAAAUGCAAAUAAAUGAACAUCGUCAGGAAAUUAGGGAUCUAAAAGCCAGACUCAUGGACAGUAGUAACUAUAGGAUUGAAACUCUUGAGGCUAGCAAAGAAAUUGAAACCCUUGAAGAGAAAGUUCUGAGGCUCGAGAGAGUACGCCAAAAACAGGCGAAGAAAAUCCAUAAUCUCAAACAAGAUAUCGACAUGGUUGAAGGGGAGAAAGUUGGUACCAGCCAAACAGCAGACUACACGAUUGGUCAGUUGAGCAGUGAGCUCGCAACAACCAAGGCAGCUCUUGACGAGAUUACAAAACGGGAGAGGCAGCUACUUGAUAUGAGAUCUGUGAUAGCACGUAUGCUUGGCUUAGAAGUUAAUUCCCUUGCGGUGCCUGACUAUGAAAUCAUCUCACGACUUGAGAAACUUGUUUUGGCCAAUAAAACCCAUGCCUUUACAACAUUGACUCUAGAUAGCGCUCUUGAAGAUAUGGAAGAUGGAUUUAAGUCUGGAUACGUAGAAGCAACAAGGACAUUGGGAACUAGGAGUAGGAGUCCUAGCCCACAUAGAUCAAGAACAAGGACAAGGUCAAUGUCACCUACACGGCGGCGAGACCCGAGGCAAUAUUAAGACAAAAUCAAUAUUUGUGUAAAUUCUGUAAAUAUGUGAAUAUUUGCUAUAAACUUUAAAUAUAUAUGUGAAUAUGUAUUAUAGUUGUAAUACAUCUUGCAAUAUUGUGAUAUAUCUUUAUGCUUUUAUGCAGUUUUCUGCAGCAGAUAAAAAUUGAGAUUUUUGUUCAUAACUAUACUGUACAGUACAUAUAGAAGUAGACUGGGAGAUGGACUGAACUGUGACCAAAUAGAUAACUUUGCAAACCAUUCUUAAAAUUGUGGUAUUUAUUGUUAUAUUAUCACAGUUAUACUUUUUGAUAGAACUAUAGUUUAGAUGUUUCUACUAGAAAUGUGAAUUUGUAAAUAUUGUCAGUUUCAAAAUUAAUAUAGUUUCAAAAGCAGGGUAAAAAAUCAGAGAAUAUAAAAUAAAAUCAAUUGUAACUAGUCUAAAUAUUAGUCCUACUUAUUUUUACAAUCAUGUGCUUUAUAUUUCAAAGAUAAUCUGAAAAAAGAAUGGCACAUUGUACUAAAAGAGGUGCUUGUUUGAUGUAAUGUAGUACCAUGUGUUAUAUUUAAAUACCUUGAAAUCAAAUCAGAUUAUACAUGUAAUAUAUAGUUACAUGUCCCGAUAUCUCCCCCUCCCAUUUUUACCAUAAGUGUGGGGAAUGAAAUGCAAGAUAGUAAGACAAAGAGAGAAAGGCAGAAACUUGAUGUGAAGAUUAUAUUCUUGAUUCGACGUACGUGUUGCAUAUUUGGUUGGCUCUACAGUUAUAAUUCUUAUGCCAAAGAUCACUAUUAUGGAAAACUGACAUAUGACCUUUUCUCUAGUAAACAAAUGCUUACAAUCUUACAAUGUAUUUAUACCAUAUACCAUAUGGUAUAUUGUAAUGAAAUACCAUAUGGUAUAUUGU
Messenger RNA from Owenia fusiformis, 3665 nucleotides. The record is from the annotation of a GenBank genome assembly. NCBI's taxonomy places the organism in Eukaryota, Metazoa, Annelida, Polychaeta, Sabellida, Oweniidae.